AUAAUUUCUAGCAAAAACGGAUAGUUAAGUCUUCAGUCCCUUAAAUUUGCAACUAUUAUAAAAGCAAAGAAACAAAAAACAUAGAAUCAAACAAUUGCACUCACUUUGUUGUUAAACUAGAAUCGUGGAGCGUGUGAAACAAGAGAGUGUUCAAAAGGGAAUAAUUCCUUCUGUUUUAGGGUUUAUUCAAAGACUCAUCAAAUCCUCUUUCACCAUGGUUACCAAAGUCAGAAAACCUUCCCACGCUGGUUCUUGGUACACCAACAAUCCUAAGGAGCUUUCAGAAGAACUGGAAGGGUGGUUGAAUUCGUGUGGUUUGACAAAGUCUUCUGAUGUACGGGGUGUAAUAGCACCACAUGCAGGUUAUUCCUAUUCAGGACGAGCUGCAGCAUAUGCAUUUGGAAACAUCGAUCCGUCUAACAUCACGCGUAUUUUCCUACUUGGUCCUUCUCACCACUAUUACACUACAAAAUGUGCUCUUUCAACUGCAACAGUCUACAAGACACCCAUUGGAGACCUGCCUAUUGAUUUGGAAGUAAACGAGCAGCUUAAAGCUACGGGAAAAUUUGACAUGAUGGAUAUUCGAGUUGAUGAAGCUGAACAUAGCAUGGAAAUGCACUUACCAUAUCUUGCUAAAGUAUUUGAAGGGCACCCGGUGAAAAUUGUACCCAUUUUAGUUGGUGCCAUUAGUGCCGAGAGUGAAGCUAUGUAUGGAGAGAUUCUUGCUCAAUUUGUGGAUGAUCCCACUAAUUUCUUCUCUAUUUCUUCAGAUUUUUGUCACUGGGGAUCUCGAUUCAAUUACAUGCACUAUGACAAAAAACACGGGCCUAUUUAUAAAUCCAUUGAGGCGUUGGACAAGAUGGGGAUGGAUAUCAUAGAAACUGGAGACCCUGAUUCAUUCAAAAAGUAUCUGUUAGAAUAUGAAAAUACAAUCUGUGGGCGCCAUCCAAUUAGUGUUUUUCUCCAUAUGCUGAGGAACUGUUCAAUAAAGAUAAAAAUCAAAUUUAUUCGCUACGAGCAGUCCAGUCAGUGCCAUAGUUCAAAGGACAGUAGUGUUAGUUAUGCAUCUGCAGCAGCAAAGGUUGAUGAAUCAAGCUCUAAUUGAAGAUCUACCCUUCUUUGAUGAGGCGUUGAGAAUUCUGAUUUUCUUUUUAACUGACUAUUUAUAUUUAAGCUUUGAACAAAUGUCCAUUUGUUCCUUGGUUGUAGAUUAUUAUCACUAAAAUAUGUAGCUUACUUUUAGACUGGUGGUAAGUUGUUGAAAAUAAUGAAAUUCCAUUAUACUCCCGUUUGGCAUUCGAAGCUAACAUGCUUGGAAAGUUGUGACUUUGAACAUAUGAUUUGAUCAUGUCAUUAUUGCAGAUGUUAAAUUGUUAA
Messenger RNA from Cicer arietinum (chickpea), 1377 nucleotides. RefSeq lists its product as uncharacterized. Lineage: Eukaryota; Viridiplantae; Streptophyta; Magnoliopsida; Fabales; Fabaceae. The record is from RefSeq and is a predicted model, not a curated record.